CUCAAAAUGGCUUCCGUCGAAGCUUUGACCAGUGUAGGUUUCUUAUUGUUUUUAUUUCGUUUAUCCGUCGCUUCAGUACCUGGUGAACGUCACGUCAAAUUCCAAUAUAAGCAUAGUUUUAAAGGACCGCAUUUAGUGAAUAAAGAUGGAGCAAUUCCUUUUUGGAAUCACGGAGGAAGUAAGUUGCCAUUGUUUUGAUAAGUGACUAGUGAAUAUUCAAUCUACACGUGUACAAAGUCACCUUAGUGCACGUUUUGUAAAUUUUUUACUGAUUUUAUUCUCCAAUUUAGGUGCUAUCCCCAGCGAUGAUCAGAUUCGAUUGACUCCUUCAAUGACUAAUAAAAAAGGUUAGUUUCCUGCCAUAUGAUUUCUUUUAAACUGAACAAGCAAUCCAUCAGCCGGAUUUUAUACUUAAAAAAAGGUCUGUAAGGUAAAUACUUCUCCAGUUGUCACAGCUGAUUUCAACAACGGCGUAUGCACUCCGCGUGUAACCUAACUCAGGCCGAAUUUGUUGAAAAUGUGGAAUGUGAAUGUAUCAAAACAUUUACUUUUCAUCCUAUAAACAAUAGUCAAGAGGACAUGAAGGACAUCAUUGAGGUCGCGUGUAACUUUAAAACUUUUUGUUCCGGAAGUAUAAUUUAAAUUUUAGAUCACAACCUUGACACUCUUCUUUGAAAAAUAUUAUUAUACUUUGUCUUAGACUGAUUUCUUCAGGUUUCUUUGCCCUUGAUAUUUCUGUGAUGUUUUUCUUGUCUUUUGAUUCGAAUUCAACAAAAAUUUUGAAAUAUAUCUAGUUUCAAAGGGUAUCUUAUGUAAAUUAGCAGAAUAUAUAGGAGUUAUCAACUAUUUGAAGAGAUAAUAAUCAGUUGUUUGAACUUUAAAAUGUUUUCUGAAUUGUGUUUUUUUAUUAGCAACCAGUCAAAAUUUAUCUGUUCUCUUAGCUUGGGUCGUCUCUCAUUGACAUAAAAUAUUUUUUAUUAACAAGAUCAGAUAGAAUUGCCUUAGAAUUUUCAAAUCAUUUUUAUUGUGUUAACAUGUUUGUUCUGAUCAGGAGUUUUGUUAAAAAAAAAUUAAAAAUACUACCCACAUCCUCACCGACUUCAAGAAAGUUGGUAAAAUCCAACAUGAAGAUGGUUGGCCUGCUUUCCCUUUGCUGGGCUAUUUUCUCAGUGGCAAAGAGAGAAAGUGAGGCCAAAAUAGUAUAAUAUGUGAUAUACCUUUUCAAACAGGUUAUGCCUGGACAAAAAGCACCUUUCCUCAUGAGUGGUGGGAAAUAGAAGUAGCCUUGAAAGUAACUGGAAGAGGGAGGCUUGGUGGAGAUGGUGUGGUGAGAUACAUAUCAUUGUCAAUCAACAGUUGAAUAGCUACUGUGAUCCAUACGAUACAGACACUUAUGGAGUACAUGAAAUAAUUUUAUUGUUUCAUUUUAUUAUUACUUUAUUAUUUCAUGUGUACAUGUGAAUAACAGUGAGAGGAAUAAUAUUUAAGUCCCUCCAGCCUAGUGUCUAUAAUUUGUGGAGCAUGGAGAGUGAUCUUUUCAGUACCACUCCCUAUUCUGAACAAGAUAAAACUCUGUUAAAGGUGAUCCCUCCCUCCAUCACCACUCCUCUGUAAUUCAUCAAGUAUUUUAAUAUCUUGAAAAAGAUUUAAUGGUAAUCAAUUCAGUGUGUUUUGCAAAUUUGUCACUUUGAUCAAAUUAUUACUAAUAUGAGGAAGUCAGAACAGUGUAGUCUUUCAGACAGGACUUAUUAUUAAUCUUCUCACUCCUAAGAUCUCAUUAGUAGUUCUCUUUAAAUUGUCUAUCAUACAACUCUUAGGAUGUCGGUUCAGAUAACUUGGUCUUGAAUCUACUAAGGAUAAAUUCUCUCACUCAUGGGUUAACAAUGAUGUACUGAUCUUUUACCCAGGCCAUUUGGUUUACAGAAACUGCAGGCAUUGAAGGUCCUGCAUUUGGAAAUACUAACACAUGGAAAGGUCUUGGUGUUUUCCUUGAUUCAUUUGACAAUGAUCAGCAGGUAUGUUGAGUUACAUCUUGUGAUUCUUAUACAAAUGAUAAUAUCAUUAUAAACAUAUUAUGUAGGUAUUGAAAUUAAUUCAUUCUCAGUGGAGAGUUAUUUGACAAGGAGGCUAUUGAUUAUUCUCUACUCUAUCAUUGUACUGGAAAAGGUCUUACUUUUGGUAAAGUCUUUUUGUGUAAGAUUCUAAUAUUUUAAAGUAUUCAGGUCUGAAAUACAAACUUGCUUUUUUUUGUUACUGGUUCAUAGCUAUAUGUCCUGUGUCCCUUUUCUGUUUUUAUUCACUGAUGUUUUAUUGUUUUUUAGGGAAAUAAUCCAUUCAUUUCAGUAAUGUUAAAUGAUGGAAAUCAGAUUUAUGAUCAUAACAAGUACGUUGUGACUAGUAAAUACAUUAUUUUCAUGAUUCAUGUACCCAUAAUCUAAAAAUAGUUUACUUAUUAAUAUGUUUUUUGUUGAUAAUGAGCAUUGUUAAUGUACACAUAUUAGAUCAGUAAACAAAGGGAAAUUUGGAGAAACUUUAGGCCUCAACUGAAAAUUUUCAUUUCAUACAUACUGAGAUUUAGUCUGUGACCUCAUUUGUCUCAUAUUGGUUGAAUGAUGUAUUUUCACAGUUGUUAGCUUCUAAUCUUUGUUGGUCAAUAAGAAAAGAUCUUAGUAUGUAUAAAACAAAAACAUUGUUGUGAUGCAUGAAAAAAACUCACUUUUUUGCUGUCCUCACUUGUUUGUUUUUCAAUACAUCACAACUUGUGAAUAAAAAUUGUUUGUGCUCAGUUUCCAUGAAAUAAUCUCUAUUUCUUAAUUAACAAAUGAAUGCAUAUCUAAAAUACUUUGGAGCCUUUUGUCUAAGUUAUUUUUGUUUUGUCGUAAAUUUGUACAGUUGUUACAGUACAAAGAUGGGAAUAUGAAUACUGUGGUGGAUCUAUGAUAAAUGAAUAGAAUUAGAUUUGGAAUAGAUUGACCGCAGAUGUAAUGACUAUGCAAAGUUUCUACUUGUAAAAUCCAGCAAUCAACCAAAUUUCUCUGUUGCUUCCUUUUACACCUGAUAUCUAUUAGGCAGAUGAAAUCAAAUUUUAAAGGACAUUGAUUUUAGACUAGUUUGAUUUGGGUUCUCCUUAAUGCUAGGUACUUUACCAUAUCCCUUAAAUUAGUGAAAUACUCAUUAAACUUGUUUUAACCUUAGAAAAUUACAUCAUUAUGCUAUAUUGUGUCUUCUUUCAAUUUAAAUUAUGUGACUUUUGAUUCAAUUUGUCCUGAUCUGUUAGUUGUCAAUGGUUUAAGUAUAAUGUGACAAAAGGAUAGUAAAUCUGUAAAAUCUAGUCAUGUUCAGUUGUAACAUCAAUUUUCUUUCUUCAUUUUGUUGCAGAGAUGGACAGGAUCUUCAACGAGGUGGCUGCUUACGAGAUUUUCGUAAUCGACCAAACCCAGUUAGACUUAGAAUACGCUAUUAUGAGAAUGUGCUCACGGUUAGUGCAGAAAAUUCUUAGAUAAGAUACUCUUAAAAGCUUGUGUUAUUAUUAAUAAUUCAAGGUCCAGUUUUUCAAAGGGCAGAUAAUGCUAUCCAAUAGAUAAAUUGCAAUCCAAUGGAAAAGUAUUAACAAAACAUACUGCACUAACCAUGGUAUGGAGAUUAAUCUAGCUUACGGCCCUAUUCACCCUUCAUAAUAGACUUUCUAUUCAUCAACAAAUAUUUCAUUUCACCUGAACUCUUUACCAUAGUGGUGUAUGUAGCAUAUUGUCUACAAUUGUUCCAUUUUGAAGAGUGUAAUGUUUGUUCUCCCAUUCAGGUGUGGGUACAUAUGGGAAUGACCCCUAAACCUGAAGACUUUGAGCUCUGCACUCGUCUUGAAAACAUAAGCCUGGCCAAAAAUGGCUUCUUUGGUGUAUCUGCAGCUACAGGUGGCUUAGCAGGUCAGUAAAAGCAGUAUCAAACAUUGCAAAAUUUGCGAGGCAGUAGGAAACUGGUGAUAUUUGUUAAAAAAAAAAAGAACAUGAUCAGUUGUCAACUCAAAAUGUCCAGCCACUUUUAUGCACUAUUAAAUUAUGCCGGAGAGUGCGUGAUUACUUGCGUGACGUUAAUUUUGUCAACAACAUUAUCGCAGAGUUUCUAAUUUGUACAUGAUUGAUGUAACCUCGAAUUACCUUUUUCAUAGUGCUUAGCAACAAUCAAUCACAAUGUAGAGAAUGUAGUAUAAGAAUUAGGAUCUCGUUUCAAGUUGCCAGAGUAGCUCUUUACACGCCUGCUGUAACUGAGUGAAUACGUGAGAGCGAUUAAACAGUUAAACUCAGUCAAGUCUGUUGAUUGAGUCCAGUACAUUAGAAGACCGGUUAUCCCUAGUAAACGGGGCAAAGUUUACGAAAGUUAUACCGUCAGUCAUAUUGUUUUGUAUAUAUAUCAUGAUCAUGGUAUUUUUUGUUCUUAGAUGACCAUGAUGUUCUUUCUUUUAUUACCCACUCACUCACUCCACCUAAGGACACACAGGUAACUGUUACUUAGAAACUCCUGUGGUGUUCAUUUACUUAACUCUAACUUUAAAGUUUUUAUGACUUACAAACAAGUGGUGUUUAAAAUCUGUGGAAAAUUCUUGUUUCUAAUCUGAAAGGCCUUAAAUGUCUUGUUAGGUCCGCUGAAUUGUUGCAUGAGUCUCAGUAUAGAGUGUAACUUAUUAUUUUAAUAGUUACUGUUGUUAGUAGUAAUUCUAAAAGGACAUGAGUAUGAGAAGAUGUAAAACAACAUCUUUUAUAUUUUACUUUUUCUAGGGUGAAACAGGAAUGAGUGAAGAAGAGCAAAAGAAGCUUGCAGAGCAGUAUGAAGAAUACCAAAAGAAACUGGAGCAACAAAGAGAGGAGUAGGGAAAUACUUACUAUAUACAUAAAGCUGUUCAGUCCUAUUGUAAAUGAGUUGAGAAAUAUUGCCUGCAUUCAUCUCUUGACCUCUGCUCUACAUUUAUUUCUACAGGUACAAGACAGCUCACCCUGACAAAGUCAAGAAACCUGAAGCAGAGGUAACAAGUCUUGCUGAUAUCACCAACAAAUUUGAUAUUGGAGAAUUAUUUGCCUUUGAUGUGAGAAGAACCUAACCAUAGAAACUUCAUAAUGAUUUGCUUCUUACUAGUCGCAACAAGUAACAGCUCAGAAAAACUCACUAUUCAGUUGUAGUAAUCAAACUGAGAAAUUUUCAAUUGAGUUAUGUCUGUCUGUAGCUGGUAAAUGAUUUUUAUGGAGUUUUAGUUGAUGCCUAGUUGAUUUUUUGUUACUUUUUGUUUAUCUCUUUUGUGGCCUAACUGUUAGUUUUGGGUUUUAGUAUGAGAGUGCUUAUGAAAGAGAUGUUCGUUUGGUAUAUGAAGGACAAAAUGCUCUUCAUCAAAUGAUCAGGUACCAGUAAAUACUUCUUGCCAAUAAAAAUCAGUUAGUAUACAUAUUUGUUUGUAAUGAAAGGAAAAAUGAAAAUCCUUUUCAAACAGGGAUGAUGGUGUUAUGAUCCAUUGAAAAGAGAUGAUUGUCAUCUUUAAGACAAAAGGGUUCCAUUCUUGUAUUCAGUUUUAUGAUAUGAUUACCACUGAUGAAGAAUACCACACCAUGGUAUGUUAACUAUGGCAUGGUUAGAAUAUCAGCACUUGCAUAUACUACCUACACAAAUCUUAAAAUUUCAUGUAUUUGAAUGAUUAAACUCUGGACACAAAACUAAACAUUUAACACAUUUGAAGCUUGUUCUAAUUCAAUAUUUGGUGAAUUGCAGAUAGUUUGUAAAGCCACAGAAAAUGGUUUAUCAUGAUCUAUCAAAAUGCAUAGUUCAACCUUACUAGCAUGAAACAAAAUGCUUACUAACAAUACUUUACAAUGUUCUUGGGUUACUUAAAGUUCCUUAUAUUCUUACAAUAACUGGAAAUCAUAUGCAUUUUUCAUGUUCCUUCCACAGCAACCUUCACUCUAAAGUUGGUGAAUUAACAGUACAAGUAAAUACACUAUACACAUUGGUAACAACAGAUCAUAACCAGAUUGGACAAGUGGUUAGACAUGAUCAAACCAUUAAUAGACAAGAAGUGAACACACUAAUAAAUAUGCAGCAGCAACUCAGUUCUAAGCUGCAAGAAAUCAGGUAAGUGUAGUUCAAAUAGCAAUUUAGACAUUUGUGUGUGAAAUUUGAACAAUUCUGGCUGACAAAAGUAAUUCAAGAUUGCUUUGCUUUUGCUCUUUGUUGAGCUUUGAUUGGUCUUGUAAAAUGUGAGCCACCCUCUCAUUCAAUCAGUUUCAAGACUUCAACAAAGUGUGAAUGGGUUACUCAAACACGUUUUUCCAUGUUUCAAGCAGUUUCCUUGUUUUUUUUUUUACUUUGUGCACUCUAGCUCAUUGAUGCUCACCUUCGCAUGUAGUGAUUGGUCAUAUUGAUUCCUUGGGUUUUGAUCUCAUCACACUUAAUAUCAAAAUACCCUCCAAUGGCAGCAAGCAAAUGAUGAUCAUAUUUCGUAAUGUAAAUUAAUCUAGUUUACUAAAUAAUUUUAUAUAUUUGACAGUGUAGUCUGAUUGUCCAGGUGAAGGAAAGUCCUGAGAAGGACUUUUGUCAGUAACUGCCACUGACUUUUUGACAACCUUAGCAGAAGUCAUUAUCAGAGUCAAGACUCUGAAGAUUUUCUUAGGUUUCCCAAAGACUCUCUGUGAGGGUUGUUAAUACAUAAUUAUAGUCCUCAACAGAGGCUGAAUCACAUCUAAUAAUUCUAUUUCAGUUUUCAAAGUUUUCAAAGAGGUUUUAGUGUGCAUGACUUAAAUUAGGAACAGCAAAUUUUCAAAUGAUUUGUGAUCUCUUUGUUUACAGCAACUUAAUGAGUCAAGGAGGUAAUAUGGAGAGAAGAGAUGUUGGUGACUCAGCUGGCGUUAAUUCUAAACUUAGUGACAUGCAGAAUGCAAUUGAAUCACUAACACACUCAGUCAAUAGUGUGGCAACUAAACAACAAGUAAGAGUUCCAACUGCUGAUUGUUUACACAACCUCACUAAAGUAAUUUUUGUUUGGGGAGCAUUGUUUGAUUUGCCCUUUUCACUGCCCUCUUGAUUCAAAAAUAUGAUGUUAAUUUCAUUGUUUAAAAGUCAGGGUACAACAAUCUACCUGACCAUGAGGUUCUGUGGAAAAAGCUCCACAACCUUUUUCAAUUGUAAAUUGCAGAGGUCAGUUGCUCACAAGAUUAAUUAAGAUAAUUUCAUAUUUAGAUUCUGAAAUUGAACUAUCCAUGACACUAAGAGCAAACAAGUUAAGGUCUCAGUCUCAGCCAGCAAGCAUAUUUAAAAAAAGUUUUCUUGAGAUUAUAUCAUUUUCCUCAGAGGAAGAAAAUUCUGUAGCACUAAUACUUAUGAUGCUGACUCACUCCUGACCAAUGUUUCUUUUUCAGAUGAUGAGUGGUCAAGAGAAAAAAGAAUGCCCCCCUCCCUCACCCAUGCCACAGUGUAUAGGUCCAGGAUACUUUGUGGUUUUAAUUGUGGCCCAGUUAAUUAUGCUGAUUGGUUACAUUGGAUACAAAAAUCAAAAGGAGGCUGCUGCCAAGAAAUUCUUUUAG
Molecule: messenger RNA, 7559 nt
Organism: Pocillopora meandrina
Lineage: Eukaryota; Metazoa; Cnidaria; Anthozoa; Scleractinia; Pocilloporidae
Source: the annotation of a GenBank genome assembly